Messenger RNA from Acanthocheilonema viteae, 1935 nucleotides. NCBI's taxonomy places the organism in Eukaryota, Metazoa, Nematoda, Chromadorea, Rhabditida, Onchocercidae. The record is from the annotation of a GenBank genome assembly.
AUGAUGAAUGCGGGUAGUUUAAUACAUCAACAAUCAAAUAGUGUACCGAUGAUUAGUGCCACAACUACAGUUACUAAUACGGGUUGUGUUCCGGUACAGUUUUUUAAUGGUUUUUUGGAUGGUACUGAUGAUGGAUUAAUUCAUCAACAACAAAAUCAACAAGUACCGCUGCAACAAAUAUUACGUACACAAAUGCCAGGAAAUAUUCCAAAUAUGCCAGCUAUUAUAGAACAGCAGCAGCAUCAGCAGCAGCAGCAGCANCAACAACAACAACAACAACAAAUAUUCAUGCGACAACAACAAGUGCAUCCGCAACAUGGUGUUCCUACGAUACAGCAUUAUUCAGACAGUACAGCGGUUGCAUCUGGAAUGAGACAUAUAUUACCUGAUGCUCUACCGUUUUCACCUAAUUUUUACGAGUAUCAACCAAUUCAACCUAUGCAUAAUAUGCAUCAUCCACAAAUGGUAGACAAAACGUUGAUUCGUGAUAUAUCACAGCAGCAUAAUGAUUAUUCGGGAAAUGCAAUGCCAUCCUCAUCACAUCAUACAACUGCAUCCGCUACUGAUCCAUGUGCCCAAAUUGCUCACGUCCUUCAGUGCUAUCAGCAGGGUGGUGAAGAUGCUGAAUUCGUCCGGAAAGCAAUAGAAAGUUUAGUAAAGAAGUUGAAAGAUAAACGAAAUGAAUUGGAAAAUUUAAUUACCGCUGUAACAUCGGCUGGAAAGCAACCAACAUCUUGUGUUACUAUUCAGAGAUCGUUGGAUGGACGGCUACAAGUUGCAGGUCGGAAAGGCGUUCCACAUGUGGUUUAUGCUCGAAUUUGGCGUUGGCCGAAUGUUAACAAAAAUGAACUACAAAAAUUACCGAUAUGUGCAAUAGCACCUGAUAACCAGGACGUAAUUUGCAUUAAUCCAUAUCACUAUGAACGAAUUGUAUCGUCAAGCAUUGGAAACAUUGAUAUGUCAACUCUUCGUUUGGAUGCCUUAACUGUACCAUCAUCUUCAUCACAGGUCACAGUGGUAAAUCCAUUGUCCAGUAAUGUUGUACCAGGACAAAUGGCCCAAGCACAAAUUUCUGCACAACCAUUACCGAUUGAAAGUUCAUAUUGUGAUGUAACAUCACCCGGAUCAUUAAAUAUGUUGCAAGGUGGCACGAACGAUGGCGCCAGUGUUGAUGAUCGGAAUGCUUGGCUGAAUCAGAAUUGUGUUUUAUCAGCAGCAAAUUCAUCCGCUGCACAUUUAUAUCAACAACAUUCUCAAGUGCCCGAUCAUUGGUGUUCCAUAUCAUAUUAUGAAUUAGAUACGCAAAUUGGUGAAACCUUUCGAGUUCGAAAAGAUCGAACAGAGGUAAUAAUUGAUGGUGGUGUUAAUCCGGCAGGAGCUAAACAUGGUCGAUUUUGUUUAGGAGCUUUAUCAAAUGUACAUAGGAUUUAUACUAAAAGCUAUUUAUUUAGGUUACACAUUGGAAAAGGAGUACGUAUUUCAACACAGCGUGACGGUAGUGUAUAUCUGGAAUGCUUGUCACACAAAUCUGUUUUUGUUCGAAGUUAUUACUUAGAUUUUGAAAACGAUAUUGAAUGUGGUACCACUGUACAUAAAUUUUGUUCCGGUUCGCCGAGCAAAAAAAUUUUCGAUUUACGUUGGGCUUUUGCGGAAAUGGAACAUCAAAGUAAAUCUGCUCGCUUAGCUGUUGUAGCACAAGCUGCAGCAGUUGCUGGAUAUCUUCCUCAAGCAAAUAUCGCAUCGUCAUUGAUUGAACAUGUUGGGACAGGUGUUGAUGAUUUGAGACGAGUAUGUUGCAUAAUAGCGAUAUCAUUUGUAAAAGGCUGGGGCGUAGGUUACAAUCGUGCAUCAAUUAAAGAAACACCAUGUUGGGUCGAACUACAACUUCAUCGACCACUACAGCUUUUGGAUCAGUUACUAAAAAACGAGUAUUAA